Molecule: messenger RNA, 1806 nt
Organism: Eubalaena glacialis (North Atlantic right whale)
Lineage: Eukaryota; Metazoa; Chordata; Mammalia; Artiodactyla; Balaenidae
Gene: KBTBD8
Product: kelch repeat and BTB domain containing 8
Exons: 4
Coding region: 1-1806 (601 amino acids)
Biological process (GO): neural crest cell development
Molecular function (GO): protein binding
Source: RefSeq, a predicted model, not a curated record
AUGGCCGCGUCGGCAGAUUUAAGUAAGUCUUCCCCAACACCGAAUGGGAUUCCAUCUUCAGACACAGCCAACGAUGCCAUGGACCCCUUCCAUGCUUGCAGUAUUCUAAAGCAACUCAAAACAAUGUACGAUGAAGGACAGCUGACAGACAUUGUAGUGGAAGUGGAUCACGGGAAAACAUUUUCCUGUCAUAGAAACGUUCUUGCUGCAAUCAGCCCUUACUUCAGAUCCAUGUUCACUAGCGGCCUUACAGAAAGCACUCAAAAAGAAGUUCGAAUCGUCGGUGUUGAAGCUGAGUCGAUGGACUUAGUGUUGAACUAUGCCUAUACCUCCAGAGUUGUUCUGACAGAGGCCAAUGUUCAAGCCUUGUUCACUGCAGCUAGCAUCUUCCAAAUUCCCUCCAUCCAAGACCAAUGUGCUAAGUACAUGAUAAGUCAUUUGGACCCACAGAAUUCUAUUGGGGUCUUCAUCUUUGCUGAUCAUUAUGGUCAUCAGGAACUCGGAGAUCGAUCUAAAGAAUACAUUCGUAAAAAGUUCCUGUGUGUCACCAAAGAACAAGAGUUUCUUCAGUUGACGAAAGAACAACUGAUAAGUAUCCUAGACAGUGACGAUUUAAACGUAGACCGGGAAGAGCAUGUUUAUGAGAGCAUUGUAAGGUGGUUUGAACAUGAACAGAAUGAAAGAGAAGUGCACCUUCCAGAAAUUUUUGCCAAAUGCAUACGUUUUCCUCUGAUGGAGGACACCUUUAUAGAGAAAAUUCCACCUCAGUUUGCACAGGCUAUAGCCAAAAGCUAUGUGGAAAAGGGACCAUCCAGUACCAAUGGCUGUACACAGAGACUUGGAAUGACUGCAUCGGAAAUGAUCAUAUGUUUUGAUGCUGCCCACAAACACUCAGGAAAGAAGCAAACAGUGCCUUGUCUAGAUAUAUUCACAGGAAGAGUGUUCAAACUAUGCAAACCACCAAAUGAUCUAAGAGAAGUUGGGAUUCUCGUAUCACCGGAUAAUGAUAUUUAUAUAGCAGGAGGGUACAGGCCAAGCAGUAGUGAGGUAUCCAUCGACCACAAGGCAGAAAAUGAUUUCUGGAUGUAUGACCAUUCCACUAAUAGGUGGCUAUCCAAACCGUCCUUGCUUCGAGCCAGAAUAGGCUGCAAACUGGUGUAUUGCUGUGGUAAGAUGUAUGCAAUUGGAGGGCGAGUUUAUGAAGGCGAUGGGAGAAACUCACUAAAAUCUGUGGAGUGCUACGACAGCAGAGAGAACUGCUGGAUGACCGUUUGUGCCAUGCCUGUUGCUAUGGAGUUUCAUAAUGCUGUGGAGUACAAAGAGAAGAUCUAUGUUUUACAGGGAGAAUUUUUCCUCUUCUAUGAGCCUCAGAAAGACUACUGGGGUUUCUUAACCCCCAUGACUGUGCCUAGAAUCCAGGGCUUAGCAGCUGUAUACAAGAACUCUAUCUACUACAUAGCUGGAACCUGUGGAAAUCAUCAGCGGAUGUUUACUGUAGAAGCCUAUGAUAUUGAGCUCAAUAAAUGGACUCGUAAGAAGGACUUUCCUUGUGAUGAGUCCAUAAACCCAUACCUUAAACUGGUACUUUUCCAGAAUAAACUCCAUUUAUUUGUCCGAGCUACUCAAGUGACCGUUGAAGAACAUGUCUUCAGAACCAGCAGAAAAAAUUCCCUUUACCAAUAUGAUGACAUCACUGACCAAUGGAUGAAAGUGUACGAGACCCCAGAUCGGCUCUGGGACCUUGGCCGGCAUUUUGAAUGUGCUGUUGCUAAACUCUAUCCUCAGUGUCUUCAGAAAGUACUUUAA